AUGAUCUCGGUGCUCUAUUUUUCACAGCCUCUCGGUGCUGGAGAGCUGGACAGCACCUGGCAUAAUAUUCAGUUCCUCUCUUCUGAGUUCCCCAGCUCCCAGUCUGGGUCAGUGGACAUCCGGAGAUACUUCCUCUGGAUGAGAAGGGGUCCGGAGAGUCGCGUCUGCUGGUUCAGCACCACCGAGACGCGCUACUUGAAUCACCUGGGAUUCCCUUAUAAUACCAGCAUCGAGGACUGCUUCACUGGCAUUCAGAGCGUAUCUGGGAGGGUUACGGAAAUCGUUUCCUGUAACCGUGUGGAGGCGUCAGUCAUCGUGGCACUUGACGGUUACAUGCAGCAAACCUUUAAGAAGGUGACCUGCACGUACCUUCACAUUGCCACAGAUGGUCAGCUGGACACCUGCACUUGGGAGAAGAAAUAUAUCGAGUCUCCCCAUAGUGAGGCACAGAGUGAGCCCGACUCGGAGGAGAGUGAGGAGACCCCCGAGGAGGUGGAGGUGCCCUUUAUUAGCUGCCAUCUUAGAGAAAGAGGGGUGACCGAGAUCGGCGUGAAGCUGCCUGCUCUCCGCCAGGCGUUUGCUACUCUGCUGGCCAGCAGCCACAAUCAAAACUUCUUGUUUGUGGCUGGAAAAAAGAUCGUAAUGCGACUGGCAGCAGCUAGCAAGCAGGAGGCAGUUCGUGUGCAGCUGGCCUACGAGGAUCUCAUCAGAUUCCUGAGGACGCCAUCUAACCAGGGAUCCAUUGCAGCUGAGCUUUCCUGGGAAAAUCUCCACCAUUACAACUUUGUGGAUGUGUUUUAUGAGCUGCUCAUCUUCCGAUGCUUUACCAGCGGCUUAGUACCUGAGACAAAGUUUAAGGGAGGAUUUUUGGAGCGACUGAUGGCACUCAUCAGAACGUGGGAGGCAGACAUGUGGGAGCCUGCAUCGCAGAUUUAUUUCAACGAGCUUAUCGUUCAGCUGACAGAUCUUUGUGAAGUUCUGUUUUCUCAGCCCCUGGAGCUGUUCUACUACCCAGCAGCUUUAGCCCAUGCAGUUCGUCGCCUUCUCAUGCAGCAUGUCCAGCUGAUGAUGGACAAUUUGGAGAAGCUUUGAGCCAUGUGUUUCCCUUCAAUUUACACUUCCCCAUUCCCUGUCACCCCUCACCACACACACACACACCCCAAUUUAGUGAUGAUUACAAUUCUUUAAUGUAGUCAUAAAUGCCACAACAUACAUUUAAUUUUUUUAUAUGCUCACUGUGCAGUAACAGAAACAUCUGUACACCCGCUCAAUUAUGCAUUCCUUUAAUCAUCCAAUCAUGUGGCAGCAGCACAAUACUUAAUAUGCAGAUACAGGUCAAGAGUUUCAGUUAAUGAUUAGAUGAAACAUCAGAAUAGGGAAAAUUGUGAUUUCUGUGACUUUGUAAUCUGGUAAAGUUCUUGUAAAGAUAUAGUAAUGACUGAUGACUCUACAACCGUGGUGAGCAGAAACUCAUCUCUGUACGCACAAAACAUGGAACCUUGAGGUGGAUGAGCUACAACAGCAGUAGACCACUUUAGGUUCCACUCCUGUCAGCCGAGAAUAGGAAUUUGAGGCCAUCAUGAGCACAGGCUCCUAGAAACUAGAUGGGUUGGAAAGUGAGUCUUUGCCUUAAAUAGUCUCAGAUUCCUGUUGUUGGCUGACAGGAGUGGAACCUGAUGUGAUCUUCUGCUGUUGUAGCUCAUCCACUUCAAGGUCUGAUGUGUUGUGCAUUCUCAGAUGCUUUUCUGUUGACCACAAUUCGAGUUUUUCUAGACUUCCAUUCAGCUUAAACCAGUCUGGUCAUUCUCCUCUGAUCUCUUAUCAGCAAGGUGUUUCAUCCUGCAGAGCCUAAGCUAAAGGAUGGUUUUUUUUGCUUGUUUUUUUUUUUAACCAUUCUCUUUAAACUAUAGAUGUCAUAGUGUUUGAAAAUCCCAGGAGAUCAGCAGAUCUGUAUCUGCAUGACUGGAUGCAUUGUGCUGCUGCUACACGAUUGCUUGAUUAGAUAACUGCAUAAGUGAGCAGGUGUGCUGGUGUUCCUAUUAAAGUGGACAUUGAUUGCAAGUAAUGUUUCUCUCACAACACAUUCGAUUUUCCCCCACAUUUUCCCCACAUAGCUCAAGCUACAGGUAAGUAUGAAUAUAUUUUGUUAUAUUUCAAUGAACACUGUAUAUAAAUCUCUCUUUUUCUCUUCUUUAACAGGUCUGCAGUUUAGAUCCAGAAUUUUCAUCCCCUCAUCCCUCUAUGUAGCUGAUCUGUAAAUA
Messenger RNA from Hemibagrus wyckioides, 2261 nucleotides. RefSeq lists its product as uncharacterized. The record is from RefSeq and is a predicted model, not a curated record. The transcript is spliced from 12 exons. NCBI's taxonomy places the organism in Eukaryota, Metazoa, Chordata, Actinopteri, Siluriformes, Bagridae. Gene Ontology annotation, biological process: mitochondrial fusion. Bases 1 to 1092 code for a protein of 363 amino acids.